Molecule: messenger RNA, 1394 nt
Organism: Humulus lupulus (European hop)
Lineage: Eukaryota; Viridiplantae; Streptophyta; Magnoliopsida; Rosales; Cannabaceae
Product: inorganic pyrophosphatase TTM2-like
Exons: 5
Coding region: 711-1160 (149 amino acids)
Source: RefSeq, a predicted model, not a curated record
GUAGUUAGGCCAUUGUAGAAGUAGAACUGUUAAUUAGGCAAUUAUAAUUGUUGGUACUUGUUAUCACUUUCUCUUCUUUUCUGGAAGAGAAAUUAUUCUCACAUGAUUUUGACAUAUUAAUGCAAGUGCUUCAAACUUCGUAAGGUGCUAUUUUCAGACUUCCUAGAGUACUCCAAUGUGAUAUCGACCUCUCUCCCAAGAUAUAUCCUGGCCAACAUGGAAGUUUAUUUAUUUAGUUUUUUCUUUUUCUUUUUUCAUGGAAUUACGCCAGAGACUAGAGUGUUUACUCUAUAACUCUUAUGGACUUGCUUGGGCAGUUCACUGCUUUGUUAGGCAAUUAUGCUUGAAAAUAUAGAAAUGAAUUAUCCAUGUCAAAGUCUUAUUAUUAGGUGAAUUUUAAGAAGCAUGGCACUAACUUUCUAGAAUGGAUAUGAAGGUGCAAGGGAAAGAUCGGCUAUACGUUAAAUUUUUUGCAGAGCAGCUGGGCCUGGAUGGUUCAUAUGUUCCUCGUACUUAUAUUGAACAGAUUCAGCUGGAGAAACUUGUAAUUGAUGUUAUGGCACUGCCAGAUGAUUUAAAGACAAAACUCAGCAUAGAUGAUGAUUUUGCUGCAAGCUCUAAAGAAGCUCUUUCCCGAGCAUCAGCAGAUAGAAGAAUGAAGCAUCUCGGCCGGUGUGUCACAAUCAUAUUCAAAUCAGAGAGACAAGACUAUGGCCAAGCUAACUAAACUGGUUGUUAACCACAGAAGGUUUGAUGGAAGGGCCCCAGAUUCACCUGCACCACUUUCAAACCAGGGAAUUAUAACUCAACUUUUUGAACAAAUUUCUACUCUAAACGAAAGGAUGGAUGAAUUUACAUCUCGCAUUGAAGAAUUGAACUCCAAAUUGUCUGUCCGGAAAGUCUCAGCCAGCCAACAAAACUUGGCUAUGGAGGCUGAAACCUGCAAUGGUUCGAGACCCACUUCUCUUUUUGUCACCGGAUUAAGUAAUGGUUCUUUUACUGGUUCGCUGCUGCCCAAUUCUUCAUCUUCUUCUCAAUUGGCUAAGGAGUCCCCACUGAUGGAAGAGUGUGGUGGAAAGAAUACAUAUACACUUGGUGAAAUUAAUGAAACUCGAAAUGAAUGGACAACCAAGUUUCUUGAGCGGAUGAGUCAUAGUUAGAGUAACUUUUGAAAUCAGAAUUAAAAAAUAUACUAAUUGUAGUAUUUAGUUAGUACUUACAUAGUUAUUCCAAGUGUAUAUUUUGAUAUUGUAAUUUUAGAUUUGGAACAUACUGAGUUCUAUUGAUUUUGUCUGCCUAUUGAUUAUGUCUGAACUAUGUUGUAAUUACACAGGAAAUUAUGAAUGAAUAUAGUGGUUGAAAAUAAAGAAAUAAAAAAAUUCUCAUAUUCUACA